Messenger RNA from Capsicum annuum, 2157 nucleotides. Its product is annotated as leucine-rich repeat extensin-like protein 4. Lineage: Eukaryota; Viridiplantae; Streptophyta; Magnoliopsida; Solanales; Solanaceae. The record is from RefSeq and is a predicted model, not a curated record. The coding region runs from base 160 to 1764 and encodes 534 amino acids. The transcript has a single exon. Gene Ontology annotation, molecular function: protein binding.
AAGUAGCUCAAAGACAAAAUAACAUAUCAAAUAGUAAUAGUAAUAGCAAACCCUGCUUCAUUUCAUUACUGAAAACAAAGCUCAAUAUAGCAAGUUUGCUGCCCAAACCUUCCCAACAGAGGGGAGAAAAAAAUUACACAGCACCAUUAGCAAAAAAAAAUGCACCAUUUUGGAGGUCAUGGUUCUUGCCUAAAUACAUUAUUCUACCCCGUUACCGUUAUCUUCUUUAUUCUAUUCAGUGCAGCAUCCAUCACUAAUCAAAUAUCUAAUUCUAAUGAUGAUCCUUUCAGUGGCCUUGAAAUCAAAAAGAGCAAUGGUAGAAAGCUGUUGUCAUACAAUGGUGAUGUUCUUGCCAUCAACCCAUACCUUAAUUUGGAGAAUUUUAGGCUAAAAAACGCGUACAUUGCAUUACAAGCUUGGAAAGAAGUAAUUCUCUCUGAUCCUUACAAUAUAACAUUGAAUUGGGAAGGAUCUAAUGUGUGUAACUACACUGGAGUUUUCUGUUCGCCUUCUCUUGAUCAACCUUCUGAAAUUACAGUUGCUGGUAUCGAUAUCAACCAUGGUGAUAUGGCUGGUAAACUUCCACAUGAAUUAGGUUUACUAUAUGACAUCGCAUUGUUUCACAUAAACUCUAAUAGGUUCUGUGGUAGUAUCCCUGAGAGUUUCUUGAAUUGGAAGCUUCUUUUUGAGUUAGAUCUUAGUAAUAAUCGGUUUGUUGGCAAGUUCCCUGACGUGGUUGUCCAAUUGCCUAACUUGAGGUAUCUUGAUUUGAGGUUCAAUGAGUUUGAAGGUGGGCUACCAAGACAACUUUUUGAAAGAAAUUUUGAUGCAUUGUUCAUAAACGAUAACAGAUUUUCUUCUGAAUUGCCUGAUAACGUUGGAAAUUUGCCUGCUUCAGUCAUGGUUUUGGCUAACAACAACUUUGAGGGAUGCAUACCUGUUAGUUUAGGCAGAAUGGCUAAAUUGAAUGAAGUGCUUCUUACAAAUAACAGAUUUCAUUCAUGUUUGCCAAAUGAGAUUGGAAUGCUGAAGAAUGUCACUGUGUUUGAUAUAAGUUAUAAUCAAAUUGUGGGCACUUUACCUGAGAGUAUUGGAGGGAUGGAGAGCUUGGAGCAGUUGAAUUUGGGUCAUAAUAUGCUGUCCGGAAAGAUUUCCAGCAACAUAUGUACACUUCCAAAUUUGGAGAACUUUGUGUAUGACCAUAACUACUUUUCAGAAGAGAGUCCAGUUUGUCUAAACUUGAAUGCAUUUGCCGAUGAACAGAAUUGUCUCAGAGGAAGGCCUAUGCAGAGAUCUGCAUUGGAUUGCCAGAGAUUUUUGUCUAAUGAAAUUGAUUGUAGCACUUUCAGAUGUGUGUUACCACCUCCACCUCCGUCUUCACCUACACCUACACCUACAACCCCACCUCCGUCACCUACUACCCCUCCAUCGGACACCAAUUGUACUUGUUUGCCUCCACCGUCUUCACCAAUGCCAACAUGUCCUCCACUACCGCAACUGCCAUCAACACCUGCGCUGCCACCUAUUGAGUCGCCAUCAUACCCACAACCACCACCUCCAACUCAUUGCAAUGCUACUCCACCGCCACUUCCUACAUUCUCUCCACCUCCGCCAAGCAUAUUACCGUCGCCUUCUCCAAUCCCACCAACUCAAAACUCUUCUUCACCUCCACCUUCAUUUGUAGAGCCUCCACUACCUUCUCCUUUACCGUGUGCAAAUCAGACAAUACCAGCAAGUCCAGAUAUGUCACCUCCAUCACCUUGAAAGCCAUUAUCUGACUUUACUCUUGUUGGUGUCAUCUUCAUUAUAUCAUCUCAUCUUUCUCACUCAAUGGAAGUUUAAAUCAUACUCGGUAUUGAAAAAAAUCUGGAGUAUAAUUUUGUUAAAAAUACCAUGCAGAAAGAGCUGUGAAUUGAGCCUCAUUUUUGUAGGAUUAGAGUAGAAGAGAUGCAAGAUGAAGGCUGUAAGGUGAGAAUUUGAUUGCUAUUCAGAUUGAUUGACUUCUCUACAAAUUUGUUAUUACUUAAUAAAAUGUAGAACAUGUUCCAUGAAUUGUCAGUAUAAACUAUUUUUUCUCCUAAAGCAACAACAUUGUAGUUGAUCAUGAAAAGGAGCCCCUUUGUUCCACAAUUCAAGAUGGUCUCUGACGUUACACUA